GCGUGGACAAUCUUCGAGAGAUAUAAGAGCAGCAUUUAAAAACAUUAACAAAAGGCAAACGACAUGCGAAUUAGUAGCAAUAUCGUAAAAUACGAAAGUAAUGCGAGCACAUACGUCAAAUAAGCAAUAAAAAGCCCUCAGAAAAAGGAAGAGAAGAAGAAGAAUGAACUACCCACAAGUUUCAGCGUGUAAAAGAAGGCACUUGUGGAAAGUGUGAAAAGAGACUGAUGACGGCGUUCGCGUCAUAUGGUGCCGCCACCAUACUUAAAUACACGAACAGAUAAUUGACAAUGCGUACAACAGCAACAAGUGUAAAAGAAUAGAACAUUUGUUGGUGUAAAAAGUGAACUGGCAAAUAGCGGAAGCGGAUGUAAAUCGGAUGCGAACGCAUAAUGAAAUUUUCACGCAUCCGUCACGUCCCAAGCGGCCACUCUCACACCGUAGUGUGAAGUAAUCAGUACACAAAGUAAAGUAAAAGUGUUAAAUACAAAUAAAGAAAGCCAAAUUAAGAAGGAAUCAAAAGCUCAUUAAGCACAUUAAAGUAAUUUUUUGAGUGUUUGUGCUGUAUAAUAGUGAACAAUUUCCGAGAAAUAUAUUUCCCAUUUGGUUUUGGUGGUGUAGUGUUAAGAGCUGUUAUGCGUGAGAAGCUUUAAAUUCAUCUUUCUCUAAUCAAUCAACGAGCUUUUGAAAAAAUCUUACUUCGAGCAUUUUCUUAUAAAAAAUAACGUUAAUCCCAGUUGUAUUUGCCUUCGCUCGAAGCAAGAAAAUCAAAUAAUUUUAUACAAGGUAAUCUAAAUUUGAAAUUGUACCGUUAUUAAGCGCACAGCCACGUUUAACGAACGAAGCUCAGCCGCCGAGCUUUCAGCUUAUAGAGUUAAAUCAAAUAAUAACAGUUACUGCUGACUGUUGGUUGUCCAAGCAACUUUGCGUGUAAGCAUUUGCUGAACGUCUACAGUUGCCGUCGUCAGCCGUGUUCAUAAUGUCUGACUUGGAGCGCAUAAGACUGGUUAUACUGGGCGGUGCUGGUGUGGGCAAAAGUUCCAUCAUCAAACGGUUCCUCUUCAAGACCUAUACAGACAAAUAUCGUGCCACGGUCGAGGAUCUCUUUAAUCGUGAAUAUGAUUUGGGCGGCGUUACCCUGAAGGUUGACAUUUUAGACACUUCCGGUGAUAUGCAAUUUCCCGCUAUGCGCCGCCUGUACAUUGCCACCGCCCACGCUUUCAUGCUGGUCUAUGCGUCCACGUCUGCGUCGAGUUUUCAAUGUGUCAAACAAUGUUUUGAGGAGAUACGUGAGCAGCGCGCCGACUAUCAGGAUAUUCCCAUCGUUAUCGCUGGCAAUAAAUCUGAUCUGGCCAAUACACACCGAGAGGUGCGACUGGAAGAAGUCACAGACUGGGUCUACUGUGAAUUGCCGCGACUAAGAGCGAAAGUGCUGGAGUGCUCCGCCAAAGAGGAUCAAAAUGUGACUGACCUCUUCAAAACUUUGCUGUCACUAUCGCGAUUUCUGCCCAUCGGGAGCAAUAAUGACGGCACGAGUGGACUCAAGCGACGCUCUUCGGCAUAUGUUAGCGCAUCGUCAAGUAGAAGUAAGUACUCUCAUUCCUAUCCAAAUUUACACAGCAAACUGAGCGUGCUCAGCGAAGCCAGUCGGAGCACCAGCAGCAGAGAUAUUAGUGGUCAUGGGAAAAUAGGAAGGCUGCAAAAGACACAAAAUGAAAAUAAGCGAAGAUAA
Bactrocera dorsalis (oriental fruit fly) is the source of this 1732-nucleotide messenger RNA. RefSeq names its product GTP-binding protein Di-Ras2-like. NCBI's taxonomy places the organism in Eukaryota, Metazoa, Arthropoda, Insecta, Diptera, Tephritidae. The transcript is spliced from 4 exons. The record is from RefSeq and is a predicted model, not a curated record. Gene Ontology annotation, molecular function: GTP binding; GTPase activity. The coding region runs from base 980 to 1732 and encodes 250 amino acids.